AUGGCCUACUAUCAUCAGCCUAGGCAACAAUCUCGUCCAUACCGUUACGAUGACGACUUUGGAGCUCCCGAGCCAGGGAGACCUUAUAACCCUUAUGACGAGAGAGAUGCAGCACCACCCCGCAGGGUUCGAAGGGAACCUGCGACCGAUGCGACGUCUGGAUCACCACCCCGCCGUUAUAAGUCUGAAAGAGGCCGCCGCCCACGAAGCCCAGGAAGACCAGACCGACGAGAUGAGUCUAUGACAGAUGAUCGUGGACCCGAUACCCGUCAUAGGACUCAUAGAUACGAGUCAGAACGUCGUGGUCGUAGUGCCGGACCAGAUCGAACAUCACGAAACCUUAGUCCUCCCCCAUUCGGUCCUCCACCAGAUUCACCUCGCCGCAAAGCCCGGUCCGCUCGGCCUGACCAUGAGUCUAGCCGCCCUGAGCGCGAGUAUCGGCAGUCUUCAAGAGAGCCAAAACCAGGAAGAGGGCGCGAAUUCCCGAGUCGCAGCAAACGAGGAGGGCGCCCAGAAAGAGAUUAUCGGUAUGAUAACGAUGGUCCAUCAUCGUAUCCUUAUGAUCGUGAUCCCUAUGUUCGAGGACAGCCCCGACGCGGUGAUCCAGAUGGGCCUCGAGAUAGUCGUCGGUCGCGCAAUUGGGCACCAGACUCGGAUUCUCCACCACGUCGCCACGGAAGGUCGGUUCCGCCAGCUGCACGAUCACGGUCACAUGGACGAGGCAGAAGGUCGCGAUACUCAGAUUCUGAAUCAGACUCCGAGAACGAUCGUUACGCAACAGGUGUGGCUGCAGCAGGAGCUGGAGCGGCAGGUGCUGCAGCCGCUGGUGGUCGACGCAGGCCGCGUUCCCAAGGAAGAGACCGGCGUGGAAGAAACUCCGCGCAGUCUCCAAUUCGUGGUCGCCCGCCGGUUACCCAGAAAGGCCGGGACGCUCCCUCUGGACGCCGAAGCUCUAUGCCAGCUUCUACUAAGAAUAAAGCUGCAUGGUGGCAAAACCCUAUGGUUCAGGCUGGCGCACGUACUGCAUUUACUGCCGGCGCCCAGGCAGCAAUGAAGUCCGGAAAGGAAUCUGGCCCUUGGCUAGGACCGAAAGGCGCGAAGGUGGCUACUGCUGCUCUUGGUGCAGCAUUAGUCGAUGGAUUCAUGGGACAGAAGCAUCCCAAUAGUACAAGACAGAAGCUUAUGAGGGAGGGUAUUGAUCUAGCAUCAGCACAAACUGUAAGGGUGCCUGAGCACCGCGGACGUUCAGGUCACAAGUAG
This is a messenger RNA of Fusarium coffeatum, 1260 nucleotides long. RefSeq lists its product as uncharacterized. The transcript has a single exon. Bases 1 to 1260 code for a protein of 419 amino acids. NCBI's taxonomy places the organism in Eukaryota, Fungi, Ascomycota, Sordariomycetes, Hypocreales, Nectriaceae. The record is from RefSeq and is a predicted model, not a curated record.